Molecule: messenger RNA, 1419 nt
Organism: Gorilla gorilla gorilla (western lowland gorilla)
Lineage: Eukaryota; Metazoa; Chordata; Mammalia; Primates; Hominidae
Gene: RESP18
Product: regulated endocrine specific protein 18
Exons: 10
Coding region: 1-1320 (439 amino acids)
Cellular component (GO): endoplasmic reticulum
Source: RefSeq, a predicted model, not a curated record
AUGGCCACGGGUUCCUCCACCUGGUGCUCGAGCUUGGACACCAAUACGGAGGGCUUCCUGCGGCGCGCUGUGUGGGCAGGGUGCCUGGUGGGCAGAGGGUCACGCCUGUGCGGAUGCCUGGGUGCUCUCACCUUCCCCGGCUCCGCCCUCGCCUUUGGGAGCCACCUCAAACCAAACCCCGCCGCUGUGUGGGUCCAGGGCGUCAGCGCUGAUGACAGCAGGGGCGGCGCCCAAGGUCGCUCUUUACUUACCAGUCCUGGGACUACUGCCUCAGUCCUGAAGUCCCUCCUCACGGGAUUGUUCUGGAAGGAUGACAUCACUCAAGGUGUGAGGACCCAGCAGACAGAGCACACACCCUGGCUCCAUGCCCCAGAGGCCUGUCUGAGGAGCGGACAGGCAGCCUUUCCCACCAGAGUCACCAGGAGCCCCAUGACCAGGGUGAGCAGGGAGCAAUGCUUUAACUCUGAAGCGGUUUCAGAGGUCCUGAACCAAGAGGUGACCAGCCACACCAAGGCCCUGCUGCAGACAGACCCAGGCCAGUCCUGGCACUGCUGCUUGCCAGUCAUGACCUUACUGAAGCUCUACAAGCCCUCCUUCCACAUCGGUGGAAUGGUCAUAAUGGCCAUCCUCCCUGGCUGCUGGUUAAACAGAUUCCGAGUCGCGGGCUGGUGGGAAGCUGCAGCCCCGCUCAGCCCCUCGGCCGUGGCCGCUGCCUUCACUGAGACUUGGCCGGGGAGUGAGCGCGCCGAGCCUGGGAGGAUACAGCACCCACUGUGGCCUGGGAGCUCCGAGGGGCUCCAGCUGCUUGUCUGCUUCCUGCUGCUGAACAGCUGCCCGGGGGGCUGCAGCGACAUUAGUGCCCACGAUGGUCAGGACCAAGUAGGAGUGGGGCAGCUUUGGCCCCUCCAAGGAUUUGCCACCCCAGUCUUCCAGCAUUUACAGGUUGUGCUCCAGCAGAUUAUACCCCAAGGUCUGUUCUGGAAGGAUGACAUCACCCAGGAUGCAAUGAUCCAAAAGAUGGAGCAUGCCAGCAGACUGCAUCCCCAAGAUCCAUGCCUGAAGGAUGGGAAGGCACUUUUCCCCACUAAAACCACUGAGAGCCCCCUGGCCAAGGUGAACAGGGAUCAGUGCUUUACCUCCAAAGUGGUUUCUAAGGCCCUGAAACAAGAGGUGGCCAACCCUGUCAAGAUUACCUAUAGGUGUUCAUAUGGGGGGCUGGACAUGAUGCAGGCGCUGGGAGCCUCUAAGGAAGAAAUUAUCUAUAAGAUCAUGCGGCUUCUCUGGGCCAUUUCCUACUGUGGGCUGCAACCCUGUGGCUGAUUGAGACCUCGGGUGAAGCCUCCCUGCCCCAGCACCCUUCCCAUUGCCCUUCAGAGGGGCAUUCUUGGAUGACCCAGAUUUGAAUCAUUAAAGUAGACU